Cyprinus carpio (common carp) is the source of this 810-nucleotide messenger RNA. RefSeq lists its product as uncharacterized. Lineage: Eukaryota; Metazoa; Chordata; Actinopteri; Cypriniformes; Cyprinidae. The record is from RefSeq and is a predicted model, not a curated record. The transcript is spliced from 5 exons. Bases 1 to 738 code for a protein of 245 amino acids.
AUGGGAUGCAUCUGUCAUCUGGUCCAGCUGGCCACAGGAUGUGGCAUUAGGGCUCUACACCAGCCUAUUGAAGAAAUCCUCAGCAGCAUAUAUGCUCACUUUGACAUAAGGUGGCUCAGCUUGCUGACUUGCAUAAAACGGGUGCUCAGCCAGUGGGAUGCACUGCAGGCAUAUUUUGCUAGUCAUGAGGAUGUGGAGAAGCCUGGCAAAGUGAAGAUGCUGGCAGAGCAUUUAACCAGCAAGAAGACAAAGUUCUUCUUCCUCUUCCUCUCCCAGGUUCUGAAACCACUGGCAGAGCUGAAGGAGUUCAUGAUCCAUAGGCUGCACCAGGAGAUGACCAGCUUGGUGAGAAGUUUCAUGGGAAGAUUUCUCCCUGCCAGCCUUAUUGCUGACGUCCCACUGAAGGACAUCAAGUUCAAGGAGGCCAGCCUACAGUUUCCAGACAAAGAACUCUUUCUUGGAGCAGCUGCACAAACCUUCUUGGAGGACAACAUGGAUGAACUUUCCUCUUCUGUGCCAAUGAUGAUAAAAGCAGUGAGAGACUUCUUUGUAGCUGUGACCACAAAGAUGAUGACUGCAUUCCCCCUCGACAACAUCAUCCUCCAAAACCUGACCGUGUUGAACCAAGAGUCACGACAUCAAUUUUCCCCAAAUUCAGGUGCUGCUCAUAGCUACACUCCUUCAAAGGCUGUGCUACUGGCUGCGAAGCAUUGCACCUUCAAAUACAACCAUCAGUAGAGGAGUGUUGUUGUUAUUGUACAUAAUAUGUAUGUAUAAAUUAUGUACAAAUAAAUGAAUUAUAUUCUUCCU